UGUAUGUAUAUGUUUUUGUUGGACUUUGACCGUUAUCGUCCAUGCAUGUCCAUAAGAAUACAUUGGAUUAUGGUAGUCAUAACUUAUAAGAAAAUUUAAAACACCAUUAUUGAUCAUUAUUUGCAAAGGAGUCGAAUAGUUAACAGAUUGAAUAACAAUGGCAACUGUCAAAGUGAAUAGUCCAAAUGUAACGUACACAGAAGAAUACAUAGAAUCUAAAUAUGAUUACCAAACAUCACAGGUACGAAACGGUCCUGAUGGGACAAUCAAUGUUACUCCAGUCACCACGCAGUACACAUUCCGUACAGAAAGAAAGGUACCAAAACUCGGAGUGAUGUUGGUAGGAUGGGGUGGAAACAAUGGAUGUACUGUAACUGCCGCCAUCUUGGCAAACAAGCACAAAAUGUCAUGGCAUACAAAGGAAGGCCUUAAACAUGCCAACUAUUUUGGGUCUAUAACACAGGCCAGCACUGUGGGUCUUGGUACAGGACCAGAAGGAGAGGUUUAUAUUCCAAUGAAAGACCUUCUGCCAAUGGUAGACCCUAACGAUGUUGUAAUUGAUGGAUGGGACAUAUCAUCCAUGAAUAUCGCUGAUUCAAUGGAAAGGGCAAAAGUGCUAGAUUAUAAUCUGCAAGUGCAGCUUCGUCCUCAUAUGAAGCACAUGAGACCACGCCCAUCAAUUUACAUACCGGAUUUCAUUGCUGCAAAUCAAGAAGAACGGGCAGACAAUGUUUUAGCUGGUAGCAAGAAAGAACAAUUGGAUCGUAUCCGCAAAGACAUCCGUGAAUUCAAGGAAGAAAGUGGUGUUGACAAAGUUAUAAUUUUGUGGACAGCAAACACUGAGCGGUAUAGUGAUAUCAUCCCGGGUGUCAACGACACUGCUGACAAUUUGUUAAAAAGCAUUAGGGAAGGCGAAAAAGAAAUUUCACCUUCAACUCUAUUCGCUGUAGCUUCUAUUCUCGAAGGAGUUACAUACAUCAAUGGGUCUCCACAGAACACAUUUGUACCGGGUGCUCUAGAAUUAGCCAAUAAGAAGAAAGUAUUUAUUGCUGGUGAUGACUUUAAGUCAGGACAGACAAAACUCAAGUCGGUUCUUGUUGACUUUCUAGUCAGUGCUGGAAUCAAGCCGGUUUCUAUCGUUAGCUACAAUCAUCUUGGAAACAAUGAUGGUAAAAACUUGUCAGCUCCACAAACAUUCAGGUCGAAAGAGAUUUCCAAAAGUAAUGUUGUUGAUGAUAUGGUCGACUCUAAUGAUAUUCUCUAUCAUGACAAAAAGAAGCCUGACCACUGUGUGGUCAUCAAAUACGUACCUCAUGUAGGAGACAGCAAGCGUGCAAUGGACGAGUAUACGUCAGAGAUUAUGAUGGGAGGUUCAAAUACCUUGGUGAUUCACAACACAUGUGAAGAUUCUUUGUUAGCAAGCCCUCUUAUAAUAGACCUAGUCAUUAUUGCUGAAAUUUGUGAACGAAUUCAGUUCAAAACUGAAAAUGACAACAGCUUUCAAAGCUUUAAUAGUGUUUUGACUAUUCUGAGUUAUUUAUGUAAAGCACCGUUAGUACCCGCAGGAACACCAGUCGUUAACGCUUUGUUUAAACAAAGGUGCUGUAUCGAAAACAUCUUCAGGGCUUGUAUCGGAUUAGCUCCCCUGAAUAACAUGAUGUUGGAGUACAAACACCAGACAAUUGCAAAUCCUAUUCAGCGUGACAAUUCUUCUAUAAUUGCAAUGAAAAAAACUGCUCAAGCAAAAUGUGCAUCAGGAAAACAAUUAAUUGUAUCUAAAAGUGACAGUGACACCGAUUGUGAAAAAUGAAAACAAACAAACAAAACUGUUGUCAAAAUGUGAAUGAAAGUGGCAUGAAGAAGCCAAAAAGCAACGAAUAACCGAAAUGGUUCUUAGUUCGGAACUAGUCGAAAUAAAAUUGUUGCAUAUUUCAGCAUUUGAAUUUAUGAGGAGGGGCUCUAUCUCGGGUAUUUGUUGUUUAAGCAACAUCAAUAUUGCAUAUCAAUAAUAACUACAGCCUUUAAUGUUGUAAAAUAUCACUGGACAAAACUUCAUAAAUGUAACUAAUUUUUUUUAUUUUGCCUUGUUUUUUUUUAAGUUCCUGAUAUGCCUUUAAAAUGUAAAGAGUAUAUCGUUUUAUAUUACGUUAAAAUUUAAUAUCUACAUACAAUGGUCAGUUCUAUUGUUUUUUAUUAAUACAUAAUUAGUCAAAGACGUUCUGUAUUUUAUUAAAUAUGGAUUUGAUAUCACGAUCACAUACUCGGUAGAACAAAAAAUUAAUAUUUGUUUGAAUAUAGUAAUUAUAAUUUGCAGUUUACACAUGUUAAAGAUCUUGAAGAAUAAAAUUAAAUAUAG
This is a messenger RNA of Mytilus californianus (California mussel), 2356 nucleotides long. RefSeq lists its product as uncharacterized. The record is from RefSeq and is a predicted model, not a curated record. Gene Ontology annotation, cellular component: cytoplasm. The transcript has 5 exons. Bases 158 to 1810 code for a protein of 550 amino acids. Lineage: Eukaryota; Metazoa; Mollusca; Bivalvia; Mytilida; Mytilidae. Gene Ontology annotation, molecular function: inositol-3-phosphate synthase activity. Gene Ontology annotation, biological process: phospholipid biosynthetic process; inositol biosynthetic process.